AAUUACACCAUUUCUUCCCAGCAUCGCCCUCUAUCCUCCGAGUCCUUCUUUUCCCUAUUCAAACCGGAAUCUACCAAACAAUCUGCGAAUGCCGACACGGAGCGAGAAAAGGAAGCGACCAAGGUGCGUCUGCACGCCGUCGAUAUUCACUUGCGCUUCAGGUGACCUGACCUUUGACUCGAACAGAUCGACGACAUACGAAAACGAAUUGCUGACCUAGAUUUCCCCGUCCUCAACGAUGAUCAGGUCCGAUAUGUGCUCCAUUCCAAGUACUCUUCCGGCGAUGUCGAAAAAGCUAUCGAGCUACUAUCGUUACAGCAGACAUCCCUCUCCGGCAAGAUUAUUAGCUACAACCCCGCCGUUCACAUGCUUGGGGCUGAAAAUCGAGGGAACGUAACUUGCUAUCUCGACGCCUUGCUCUUUGCCAUGUUUGCGAAGCUUGAGUCUUUCGAAUGCAUGCUCAAAAAUGAAACCAUGGAAGAACCACAGAGGAAACUAGCCGUACUGCUACGACUUUGGGUAAACAUGUUGAGAAGCGGGAAGUUAAUCGAAACAGACAUGACGGAACAUAUUCAAGAUGCGUUAGCAGCAUGUGGUUGGAGAGAAGCGCAAUUGUUAGAGCAGCAGGACACGUCUGAAGCCUUUGCAUUUAUAACAGAGACCCUUCAGCUGCCUCUCCUUACUUUGCAGGUCGACUUAUUUCAUCAGGGCAAGAAUGACGAUGCGGAUCACAAAGUCGUAUACGAAAGGCUCUUGAAUCUUGCCGUGCCGCCAGAUAAUGAUGGUAAAGGCAUUAAGUUAGAGGAUUGUCUAGAAGAAUACUUCAACUCGCAGGUUGAUGUUCUCAGAGAUAGCCUUGACGAGAAGAAGGCAGCGGAAAGAUCCAACACGAUAUCAAAAUCUCUAUCUCCUACUACUUCGACCGAACUAAAAGAUACUAUCCGAAUUGUCACUGAGGAAGACCAAAAAGACGAAGCUGAGACCGGUCCUUAUCUAGAGCGAAGAUGGACAGUCUCUCCAGACUCCCACUCCCUUAACCGUCAAGCUGACGAAGAUACGGAAGCUUCAGGAUCUCAGCCAAUUUUACACCCGCAUCGGAGCCGAACAGAAAGUAUCAUUCAACGAGUCGUGCUCGACGAGCAAGGAAAGCCGACCGAAUCAGAUGCAGCAAGCUUAUUCCAGAGAGCUAAGAGAACUGCCUCUGUUGUUAGAGCUGUGACAAUACCUGCUUGGCAGUUCUUUAGAUUAAUACCGUGGCACUCACCGGCGAAUAAGGAGCCAGAAAGCGAUUUAGAGGUUGCUCGACAUUUUAACCAAAAGCCGGUUGUUGGUAUCUGUCUAAAGAGAUACAUGAUAGAUGAAAGGGGAAACAUGAAGCGACAGAAUACGUACAUCGAUAUCCCUGAUAGCUUGCGACUGCCUCAUUUCAUCGUCGACGAGAGACAGGUGGAAGAAAGUGGUCUUGCUGCCGACUACAAGCUUGUGCUCCAAUCUGUAGUAUGCCACCGAGGGGAUUCGCUACAUUCCGGGCAUUAUGUUUCAUUUUGUCGAGUCGCCCCUAAGCUUCUCACUGAUAACCGCAGACAUGAUAGCGACCCCCCUCCGGAUUACGAAGAGGCACAAUGGGUCAAAUUUGACGAUCUUGCGACUGAGCGAGUCACUCUUGUUGAUGAUAUCAAGCAAUCGCUUAAGGAAGAGAUGCCCUACUUAUUGUUCUAUCAGAUUGUUCCGAUAGUAGAGGUAGCGACCAGCUCAACAGAAGGCACGGACGUAGAACCACCAUCCUACGACGAUGCUGCGCUUAAUCUAACAAACUCCGAGACAUCAGCAGCGCAAAGCCAGGACAAGCUCACAGUCUCUCGCAGACCCAGCAGUUACUUUGAUAACUUAGUUGUACAACCAUCAACUAAUAGCAGCAGCAUACGCUUUUCAUCUGAAUUAGAGCGACCACGCCGCAGCUUUGCAGAUGAGGAUGGGUUCCUCAGCGUAUCCCGCCGAGGGAGUAUCUACAAUGAUUCAACUGUCCCAAGCCCGGCUGCAGUAUCGGAGGCGCCUUCGCCGGCUGUCACACCCGGAGAAGAGACCACGGCGCAGAGACUUAGUCGGGCUGCUGCAAGAUUCAGAGGCGGUAAUAAGAGUAGACCUCAAAGCCAGGCUGGCGAUGGUCGAAAGAGUUUGACAGCGACGAGGUUCGGGGGCUUCAUGAAAUCGAGCAAAGAACCACUGCGAGAUUCGAUAUCUACGGAAGCUGAAGACGACUACGAAUUUGUCGAGAAUGUUAGUAGAGACCCUGCAAAAGAGAAUGGGUCAGAUGCAACGCCUACGCAGAAAAGAGGGAAAUCGAAACAACGAGCGGAUAAAGGGAAAGGGAAAGAUAGCAAGAAAAUGAAUUUACCGGAUAGGGAAUGCAUUGUGCAGUAAUGAUAUUAUUUACGCAGUUGGGUUGGUCUGAUUGAUUUGAGAAACAAGAUACCCGGCAGGCGUUGGCAAUACAGAAGAUAUGCCGCGAGGAACAUAAAAACGGCACGGCUGGUUUGUAAGCAUACGUCGGUAACGAGUUGAUUUUUGGUCUGAAAACUAUGGAUUGCAUGGGCAUGGAGUGCUAGAGGACAAGUAGCCACUGGACAGCAUUCAAAAGGCGUUUUGAGAUUUGAUGAAGUCGUAGGAGACGCGGUUUUUGUACUGUGUAAUGAAGCUCAUUAGUGAUACGAAUUGGUCGUCUUGACGAACAAUAAUUUAAUGACUGGAAAGGCAUGUUCAUCCCUACUUGUGCUUUAGGUGCUGGAUGAUAGUUGUAACAUCCGUCAAUAUGAACGAAUCACUUCG
Molecule: messenger RNA, 2826 nt
Organism: Annulohypoxylon truncatum
Lineage: Eukaryota; Fungi; Ascomycota; Sordariomycetes; Xylariales; Hypoxylaceae
Product: cysteine proteinase
Exons: 4
Coding region: 367-2421 (684 amino acids)
Biological process (GO): protein deubiquitination
Cellular component (GO): cytosol; nucleus
Molecular function (GO): cysteine-type endopeptidase activity; cysteine-type deubiquitinase activity
Source: RefSeq, a predicted model, not a curated record